Messenger RNA from Tetrahymena thermophila SB210, 1350 nucleotides. RefSeq names its product tubulin gamma chain. Gene Ontology annotation, biological process: mitotic sister chromatid segregation; mitotic cell cycle; microtubule nucleation. The record is from RefSeq and is a predicted model, not a curated record. Lineage: Eukaryota; Ciliophora; Oligohymenophorea; Hymenostomatida; Tetrahymenidae. Gene Ontology annotation, molecular function: GTP binding; structural constituent of cytoskeleton. The transcript has 6 exons. Gene Ontology annotation, cellular component: nucleus; gamma-tubulin complex; microtubule.
AUGCCUAGAGAUAUAAUUACACUUUAAGUCGGCCAAUGCGGAAACUAAAUUGGUAUGGAAUUUUGGAAAUAGCUUUGUUUAGAGCAUGGUAUUAACCAAGAAGGUAUUUUACAAGAAUAUGCAACAAACACUGAUGACAGAAAAGAAGUUUUCUUUUAUUAAGCAGAUGAUUAGCAUUAUAUUCCAAGGGCCUGUCUUAUUGAUUUAGAAGACAGAGUUCUAAAGAGAAUAGUUAAAUAAUCUGAUUAUAGUUCACUAUAUAACCCAGAAAAUAUUUUUUAUGGAACUGAUGGAUCAGGUGCUGGUAAUGUGUGGGCAUACGGUUAUUAAGAAGCUAAUAAAAUCCAAGAUGAUCUUCUUGAUAUGAUUGACAGAGAAGCUGAUACAUCUGAUAGUUUUGAAGCUUUUCUUUUGAUUCAUAGUAUUGCAGGUGGUACUGGUUCAGGUGUUGGCUCUUAUUUAUUGGAGAAAUUAAAUGAUAGAUUCCCUAAAAAAAUUAUUAAGACUUACUCUGUUUUUCCUAGUGGACACACAGAUGGUGUCGUACAUCCUUAUAACUCUCUUUUAACUUUAAAGAGACUUGCUUUGAAUGCAGAUGCAACCACUGUUUUAGAUAAUAACGCUUUAGAAAAAAUAGCACAAGACAGAUUAAAAUUGGAAAAUCCUACAAUUGAAACCACAAACUCACUUGUCUCAACAGUUAUGGCAGCAUGUACUACCACACUCAGAUACCCUGGUUAUAUGAAUAACGAUUUAGUUGGUUUACUUGCAUCUCUUGUUCCUACACCUAAAUGUCAUUUCUUAAUGACUGGAUAUACUCCUAUCUCUAUUGAUAGACAUAUAAAAACUAUUAGAAAGACUACUGUACUUGAUGUUAUGAGAAGAUUACUUUAAACAAAGAAUAUCAUGGUUAGUGCUUCAACUAAAAAGGGACAAUAUAUUUCAAUUAUGAAUGUAAUUCAAGGAGAAGUUGAUGCAUCUCAAAUUCAUAAAUCACUUUAGCGUAUUAGAGAAAGAAAAUUAGCUAACUUUAUUAACUGGGGACCUGCCUCCAUACAAGUUGCAUUAUCUAAAAAAUCACCAUACAUAGAAACAUCUCAUAAAGUAAGUGGUCUUAUGCUCGCCAACCACACAAGCAUCCAUACACUUUUUGAGAAGAUUAUCUCUAACUUUGACAUAAUGAGAAAAAAGAAUGCUUAUAUAGAAUAGUUUAAAAAGGUUGAUUCUUUUAACUUAGAGGAGUUCGAUGAUUCCAAGGAAGUAGUACAAUAAUUAAUAGAAGAAUAUAAAGCUGCUGAAGAACCUAACUAUUUAGAUUACUUCGAUGAUGGCUUGGAAGACGAAAACUGA